AAGGAGGAGCAGAGGCGCGUGAAGGAGCAGGAGGAAAGGGACCGGCGUGCGAGGAUUGAGCGGGAUAUGCGCAUGGGCACAGGCUAGGCGUCGCAAGAAAGAAGCUGAGGAGAGAGCCGAGGAGAAGAAGCGCGAGUUGGCGGAGAGGCGUAUGAGGGAGAGGGAGGAGCGUUCGGAGGAGCAUCGCCGUUUGGAACAGUGGCUUGCUGAGCAAGCAAGGAUCAAGGAGGAAGAGCUUAGGAGAGAGGAUGCUGAGAGGGCCAGGGAGCGGGCCGAACGCAAUAAGAGGGUAGAACAGAUGGCGGCCUGGGUCAAGCGGGAUAAGACAGAAAGCAUGCUCACCGGCUGGGCUACCAUUCAGAUCAACGACUCCCUUGUCUGGCGGAGGAGGUACUACAAGUUUAUCGGCGAUACCAUGUUUUUCUAUCGCAGUCCCAAGGACAUGAACCAAGUCCUUGAUCAAAUCCAACUCCGCGGAAAACUCAACGGACUCAAAGAGUGGAACGACGGCUACGAAGAACUCAAAGCUAUACCCAACUCUUUUGCUAUUGAAUUCAAGGACCAACGUGGGCCGUGUGCGAUGUUUUGUGAUACCGAGGAAGAAAAGGAUAAAUUGUUAGGUGUUUUGCAUUAUACCGCUGGACUGUGAUUGGAACAUGCCCUCUUCGCGUCCUUUUACUAUCUUUAUACCACAUGCCUAUGCACUGUAUAUCAUCAUCCCUCUUUGGUAUCUUACUUUGAUCUCCACAACAUACACGUACUUCUUGUACUAGUAACGCUCAAACUGUCUCGCCGUGAAGUUCUUUACGCGACCCUCGAGGAUGUGAGGAAUGUGAGGGCGGGAUAAAAUUAGAUACGCUUGACUUGAAUGCUUUUGUAAUCCGAGUCGUAUGUUCUCAAGAUACGAGAGGUGGUUUGCCUAACAAAUCCAAGCAAGCGCACAGGAGCAACAGUUUGAGAGCUACGAAGUAGAUCAUAGUAUCAUCAUGUAUUUUCUAAAACGAGGACCACUCAGAAUAAGAACUUGAAGAAAACAUGGCGUCCGAAUUCCCAGA
Messenger RNA from Desarmillaria tabescens, 1055 nucleotides. RefSeq lists its product as uncharacterized. The coding region runs from base 152 to 649 and encodes 165 amino acids. The record is from RefSeq and is a predicted model, not a curated record. The transcript is spliced from 3 exons. NCBI's taxonomy places the organism in Eukaryota, Fungi, Basidiomycota, Agaricomycetes, Agaricales, Physalacriaceae.